Molecule: messenger RNA, 2823 nt
Organism: Manis pentadactyla (Chinese pangolin)
Lineage: Eukaryota; Metazoa; Chordata; Mammalia; Pholidota; Manidae
Gene: CFAP299
Product: cilia and flagella associated protein 299
Exons: 6
Coding region: 53-754 (233 amino acids)
Source: RefSeq, a predicted model, not a curated record
GACCCUGCCCUCGUGCCUCUGUCGCUAGGGACGCUCGGCCAAGACAGCUGCAAUGGAUCAGGAAGAGGCGUUGACGGCCGUGGACAAUAUAGUCACUCAGUUCAACACCUAUGAAGACUUCCUCGACUCGCAGAUCACGACCAUGGACUUGUACUACCUGGAGGAUGAAGGUCUGGCACGCCAGCUGGUGGAGCUAGGCUACCGAGGGACUGGAGAGGUAGUGAAAAGGGAAGAUUUCGAAGCAAGGAAAGCAACUAUAGAAAUUGCAAGGCUGGCUGAAAAAACUCAGAAAAAGACAUUAACAAGUGCUGGUAAAGACCUGCAAGAUAAUUUUCUGAAGGCUCUGGCAGCGAGAGAAGAAGACAAUCGCAAUGGAAAAAUGAGCUCUGUGAUCUUUAUUCGUGACAGAAAUUCUCAUGGGCAGGAGGUGUCAGGAUACAUUGACUAUGCCCACAGGCUAAAGAUGGAAGAUUUUGAAGUCUACUUUAGUGGAAAAAGACGACUUCUGCCAAGACACACAGAUAUGAGCUUUUACAACUGGGACAGUCAUAUUGCUUUUUGGAAUUCGACUCCCAAUUAUCAAGUGAUUGAUGAUAAUCCAGAAGGCUUACUUUUCAAAUACAAAAGAGACAGAAAAAUUCUCAACGUGGACCCAAAGGCUCAACCAGGUGACAACUCUACCAGAACUCCUAUCCAGACAGAACUCUACAUACAAGCUGUCAUUUUUGAUCACGUUUCCAGAAGAAAGACUUAACUAGCCAACAUGGUAGAUGGUUCCCUGAUGGUUUCUUAAAUUGAAAUGAAUCCUGUAACCAGACUAAAUUAGAAUAAUAACUGAGGACUCUAGCUGGAAGGCAGAUUAGAAUAAUAAAAGUUGGUAAAUUAGGAAGAAAACUGUAAUAUUGACUGUCUUUUUGCAGUACAGAUAGCCUCUUAAUCUGAUUUGAGGUUUUUCUAAUUUUCCCCCCCUAGUCCCUGAAGCUAACUGAAGCAAUUCAUGAGAGAAAAUUUUGUGCUCCUUCAGAUAUAUAGUAAUUAGUCCCUUAUUUUGUAACUCAGAUUUUCCAAAACAAAAAUGGGUCACUUUCUGUUGCCAAAUAUAGCAAAUGAAACCUUAUGCCAUGUCUUAGUGCUAUCUCCUACGAUUUUGAAUACUAAGAGAUCUCAAGUUGAAGAAUAGGCAUAAGGAAAUAUAAACACAAGGUAUUCAUUCAGUAGCUUUAAAAGAGUAAAACCAUCUGAAAAUCCCAUGAGAUGAUGCAUAAAAUGAAUACAGUAUUUGAUAUAUCUUUGAGUCUAGAAAAUUUGAACCUCAUGACAGUGAAGCUGAAAAAAUGAAAUCUAAAGGAAAUCAGAAAAUUUUAGAGCAAAAGAGAAAAAGAACACGUUGCUACUGUGCCCUUGCAGGUAGCUUUUGUGCAGAAAAAAAUAUUAUUCAGGGACCACUUGUGAUUUAAAAUUAAUAUUUGGGCAUCCAUUUUCUCCUCUCCACUCCCUUCUCUUCCCUUUCUAUAAUUCAGGAUAAGGCAAUUAGAUGAGGCCAAGCAAGGUGGAAAUCUGCUCCAUGUAUGGGGUGGGAGAGUCCUGAGCAAGGUGUCAGAGCUCCUAUGGAGUGAAAAGGGUGUAUGCAUGGGGAAGUGAUGGCCUGACAUGAGGUGAGUAGUAGAAUGAGUACUACUCACACCCAAUCAGAGUAGAAUGGUGUUAAGUUAGAAUUGGAUGUGUUGCUGUGAUCUCAUUGUUUUCAAUAUACAACUGAUAGAGAAUAUAUGUUAAUGCAGGCAUGCAUAUCUAUUCCUUCCCUCUGUGCCCGGGGAGGGCUUCAGAGCAACAACACCCAAUGUCAGUGAGUACACUGGCACCCAGAUCUUAGAUGCUCAAUGCCAUUUUCUACCAAAAAAGCCAGGAUCGUUGGGAAAAUGACUGAUUUUUAGGGCUGAGGCAAGGAAAAUACAAGAGGCUAGAACAUCUUUUUGUGCCAGAAAGGAAAGAAGUUCUUGGAAAAAGAAGGGAAUUUAUCAAAAGGACACAGAAUCCACAUUGAAAAGGUUCCCACUGGCCAAAUCAGGGAGAGUUUGCACAUCAAAAUAAUUAAAUGAUAAGAGCAGGCAUAAAACAGGAAACCACGAGUCCAUUCUGAUCUACAUAAAUGAAUAAAAUGGAAACUUUGAAGAGGAAAAGGAUAUUUAUGUAGUAUUUCCCACAAAAUAAUUAUUAAUUAUAGAGGGAACAAUGGAAAAGGCUGGAAGACACCACUUUCAGUAAGUGAUUGAAGAAAAUACAAUAAUAAUGAGGCAAACUGAAUCUGCUCCCCACCAAAUAAGAAGCAACAGAGGAACUUAACAUCCCUUUUAUAAUAAUCCUGCCCAAACUGCAUAUCAUGGUUGUAAUCACAAGAAAACUCAGACCCAAAUACAGGAACAUUGUACAAAACAACUGGCCUGAGAUCUUCAAAAGUGUCAAGGUCAUGAAAACAGAAGGCUGAGAAUCUGUCCCAGACUGAGGGGGACAAGAGAGAUGUGGUAAUCAGAUGCAAUACAUGAUUUUUGAUUUGUAUCCUUAUCCUAUAAAGGGAAUUUGGGAACAAUUGAUGAAAGUUGAAUGGUUUCUGAAGAUUAGAUGGUAGUAAUGUAAAAAUGUUUAUGACCUGAUUUUGAUGAUUAUGUUGUGAUUCUAUUAGGAAAAUCUCCUGGAUUGUAGGAAAUUACACUAAAGCAUUUGGGAGCAAGGGGCAUCAUGUCAGCAAAUUACUUAUAAAUAUUUCAGGGGGAAAAGGUCUUUGUGCUGUACUUGGAAUUUUUCUGUAAGUCUGAGAUUGCUUUG